UCUGCAUGUAGAGGGCAGUGAAGAGCUCAUUCCUGUUUCACUUUGAAACCUAGCUGCGCACUGGUGUCUUUGCUGCUCAUUGACGAUGGCUUUGACCCGGUUCGAGCGGUUCUUGGGCCGAUUGCUUCGAGCUGUGGUGUGGAUGCUCUUCGCCGCUUUUAAGUUAUUUGCACCCCAGCAGAGGCAUGGAGUUUCGCGACUCCCACCCAUCACUAACCCACUUCUGCUGCUCUCAGCGAUGCAGCUUGCCCGAAAGAUUCGCCGGAAAGAAGUAACAAGUGUUGAAGUGGUCCAGGCCUACAUUGAUCGCAUUCAGGAAGUGAACCCACUUAUCAAUGCUAUGGUCAAAGACAGGUUUUCUGCAGCGCUUCAGGAAGCUGCACAGGUUGACAAACUAAUAGAGGAGGAGACGGGAGGAGAGGAGGUGCUGGAGGACAGGCUACCUCUGCUUGGAGUACCCAUCACUGUUAAAGAGGCCUUUGCCCUGCAAGGCAUGCCUAACUCGACAGGGCUGUUGACCAGACGGGAUCUUUUUUCAGGAGUAGAUGCCCCAUCUGUUGCCCUGUUGAAGAGGGCAGGAGCGAUUCCACUGGGUGUGACUAACUGCAGUGAGCUCUGUAUGUGGCUAGAGUCCCACAACCACCUCUAUGGCAUCACUAACAACCCCUAUGACUUUGAGAGAAUUGCAGGCGGCAGUUCAGGAGGUGAAGGCAGUAUAUUGGGUGCUGGUGCCUCUAUGAUUGGAAUUGGGUCGGAUAUUGGGGGUAGUAUCCGUAUUCCCUGCUUUUUCAAUGGCAUCUUCGGACACAAGCCAUCAACAGGUAUCGUAAGCAAUGAUGGUCAGUAUCCACCCGCCUCUGGACUGCAGAUGGGAUUUCUGUGUACAGGACCCAUGUGCCGCUAUGCUGAAGACCUGAUUCCCAUGCUAAGCAUCAUGGGAGGACCCAAUGCAAAUAAAUUGGGUCUGUCUGCUGAAGUAGAUUUGAAAAAGCUGAGGUUCUUCUCUGUUCCCCACAAUGGAGGCUCUCAUUUGGUCUCUCCAGUUGACGCACAGCUGCUUCAGGCACAGAAAAUGGUGGUCAGACGUUUAGAGGCAGACCUUGGGGUCAAGGUCCAAGAGCUGUUUAUCCCUCAGCUCAAAUACUCCUUUCAGAUCUGGGGAACUAUGAUGGCCUCACCUGGCAAAGAUGGAAAGCCUCCCACCACCUUUGCAGAGCUAAUGAGUGAAGGCGGGAAGAAGGUUUGGCCUGUCUGGGAGCUGUUCAAGUGGUUUCUGGGGUUUUCUUCUCACACCUUAGCAGCAGUAGGUCUGGCUCUAGUUGAGCUGUUCCAGAGUUCCCAUCCAUCCCCAUUCAUUCUGCAGCAGAAGGAGAGUCUGCAGCAGGAGCUGGAGGAGAUGCUGGGCACAGACGGAGUGCUGCUAUACCCCUCUCAUCCCCAGAUCGCUCCCAAACAUCACCACCCAGUUUUCACACCCUUCAACUUCUCUUACACUGGUAUCUUUAAUAUCCUGGGUUUGCCAGUAACCCAGUGUCCAUUAGGGCUGAGUGAAGAGGGUUUGCCCCUGGGCGUACAGAUUGUGACGGGUAAAUUACAGGACCGUCUCUCUUUGGCCACUGCCCUCUACCUGGAGAAAGCUUUUGGUGGCUGGAGGGAACCAGGCAAGUCAGCAGCCAAGCCUUAAUCCAACUCCUGCGUCUGCAACAACAGGACCACAUGACCAACACAUACUGUUCCACAUAUACAGCAUGUGUAAGCAUCCAAAGCUUACUUACAUUUAUUCUUCCUUUUAAGUGCAGAGUGCAUUUUACAUUAACUGACAUGUUUUAGAGGGCUGCAGUUUUGUUUACCCAUAUGUAAACGUGAUAUUACUUUAUUUCAUUCAUAAGAAAUGGAAUAGAUGCUGGAUCCAGAACAAAAAAUAGAGAUAUUUACAUGAGACAUAUUAAUUUUAUAACGAUGUGAGAAAUACCGUAUUUCAUUUCAUAACAGUAUAUAUUUGGGUUUUAUUUUGUUUGUUUUUUACUUUAGUGCACUAAAACAAGGAUGCUUGAACACAUUUGUGCUGUUCGCUGUUUCCUCUUAACAGGCAACUCAAGAGCAGGCUCUUUCUUGUGACAAAUCUAUUUAAUCUUUAGAAUAUCCUUUGCCAUAAGCAGAUUUCAGUGUUUUAGAAGGAUGACAUUUUGUUGCACUCAAAGGGCAUAAAACAAUCAUAUUUAGAAGUAAAUAUCAAGCUGGGGCAUUUAAAUGCUGGGCAUUGGCAGUUUUCUUGGCCUUUAUUACUCAUAUUUUGUUGUUGGUUUCUCUGAAAAAUCUGGUCAAACAUUUUUUAUGUGCUGACGUAUUAAAUAAUGUGCCUAAAGCAGUAACAAUAAAUAAAAAUAAUAAUAAUAAAAAAACA
Onychostoma macrolepis is the source of this 2404-nucleotide messenger RNA. It is a transcript of the gene faah2a, whose product is annotated as fatty acid amide hydrolase 2a. The record is from RefSeq and is a predicted model, not a curated record. The transcript has 11 exons. NCBI's taxonomy places the organism in Eukaryota, Metazoa, Chordata, Actinopteri, Cypriniformes, Cyprinidae. Bases 86 to 1684 code for a protein of 532 amino acids.